Tyto alba (common barn owl) is the source of this 9477-nucleotide messenger RNA. It is a transcript of the gene GAS7, whose product is annotated as growth arrest specific 7. NCBI's taxonomy places the organism in Eukaryota, Metazoa, Chordata, Aves, Strigiformes, Tytonidae. Gene Ontology annotation, biological process: actin filament polymerization; neuron projection morphogenesis. Gene Ontology annotation, molecular function: actin filament binding. The record is from RefSeq and is a predicted model, not a curated record. The coding region runs from base 84 to 1508 and encodes 474 amino acids. Gene Ontology annotation, cellular component: plasma membrane; actin filament; cytoplasm. The transcript has 14 exons.
GGCAGCGGCGCCCCGGCUGGGCGCGGAGCGGCGGCCGAGGCCAGGGCGGCUGCGGGCGGAGCGCGGCCGCGGCCCCCGGCAGGAUGUCGGGGUCGCGCUGCCAGACGCUGUACCCCUUCUCCGGGGAGCGGCACCGGCAGGGGCUCCGCUUCGCCGCGGGGGAGCUGAUCACGGUGCUGCAGGUGCCGGACGGCGGCUGGUGGGAAGGGCAGAAGGAGGACGGGCUGCGCGGCUGGUUCCCGGCCAGCUACGUGCAGCUCCUGGAGCAGAAACCCAGAAAGGCAGCUCCUCAGACAGGAGAAGAUACCUUGAACAUCCAUCUACCCGCCGGCUGGCAGAGCUAUAUGUCUCCCCAGGGCCGAAGGUACUAUGUGAACACCUCCACGAAUGAAACGACCUGGGAGCGGCCAAGCAGUGUGCCUGGGACUCCAAAGAGCCCUGUGUCACAGCAGAGUUCUGCAGUGAAUGGCUACCACAUCUCUGGGACCCCAGUACACCAGGUUGACUCUGUUCAUAUGAGCCUCCGAAAAGCCAGUGGUGACCCCCAGACCCCGGGAUCCCCGGCAGCGCCGCGGCGGCAGAGCAAGGAGAGCAGCCUGACGAUAAACUGUGUGACUUUCCCCCACCCUGACGUAAUGCCAGAGCAGCAGUUGCUGAAACCUUCGGAGUGGAGCUACUGUGAUUAUUUCUGGGCCGAUAAGAAGGAUUCACAAGGGAACAAUACAGUCUCAGGAUUUGAAAUUCUUCUUCAAAAGCAACUUAAAGGGAAACAAAUGCAGAAAGAAAUGGCAGAGUUUGUUCGAGAAAGGAUAAAGAUUGAGGAGGAAUAUGCUAAGAACCUGUCCAAACUGUCUCAGAAUUCCUUGGCUGCUCAGGAAGAAGGGACACUAGGAGAAGCUUGGGCUCAGCUGAAGAAAAGUCUAUCUGAUGAAGCUGAGGUUCAUCUCAAAUUUUCUUCUAAGCUUCAGAGUGAGGUAGAGAAACCCCUGCUCAACUUCAGAGAGAACUUUAAGAAAGACAUGAAGAAGUGUGACCACCAUAUUGCAGACUUACGAAAACAUCUGGCCAGCCGUUAUGCUGCAGUUGAAAAGGCCCGGAAAGCCUUGACAGAGAGACAGAAGGAUCUAGAAAUGAAAACGCAGCAGCUAGAGGUGAAGCUCAGCAACAAGACAGAAGAAGAAAUUAAGAAAGCGAGACGGAAGUCCACUCAGGCAGGAGAUGACCUGAUGCGCUGCGUGGAUCUUUACAAUCAAGCCCAGUCUAAGUGGUUUGAGGAAAUGGUGACCACCACUCUGGAGCUUGAGAGACUAGAAGUUGAAAGGGUAGAGAUGAUUCGGCAGCAUCUUUGCCAGUAUACACAGCUGCGGCAUGAGACGGACAUGUUCAACCAAAGUACAGUAGAGCUUGUGGAUCAGUUGCUUCGGAAAGUGGAUCCUGCCAAAGACAGGGAACUGUGGGUAAAAGAACACAAAACUGGAGAUAUCCGACCUGUGGACAUGGAAAUAUAGACUGAUCUGUAAUUCUGUGUGAUGAGACCACUUAAUUAGCCAGGCUAAUGUUUGUUUUUUAAGGGUCAGAAGAGCAUAGGGAAAAGGUUGUUCCACUACCAGACACCUUGUAUUUUAUGCCUGUACUGGCUAUCUCUGUUACAUUUAGUCAUUAAAAUGGUCCUCAUUGUGCUAAGCCUUAAGCACCAGACAUUCCAGGGUGAAGAAACCAGAUGUGUGCUUCCUACCAGAGGUUCCCAGUUGCACGCAGCUUCCAGAAGAAAUCUGCUUUCUGGAACAGAGCUCUUUGUACUUCAGUGACUUUGUGCUAACAUCCCUUGCAUGACUAUCUUUAUACCGUAUGUUAGAACAACCAUGCAGUGAGCCUCUGGCCAACAAGUAGAUAAUGAACAUGAGGCAGGAAGCAAGGAAAUCCUGAUCAUGAAUCCCAGGUCUGUCACUGACUGCUUUCAUGGCCAUAGGCAAGUCAGUUAACUUUUCUGGUUCCCCCAUCUAUAAAAUACACAUAUCUCACAGCAAUGUUGUGCAAAUAUAUUUCAUAUAAUACAGUUUCCCACCAUGGCAGUGAAGUGAUGGCCCUUCUCCCAAAAUCUGUGGAGAAGACUCCUGGGUUUCCUGUUUUAUACUCCCUCUCAGGGAUACAUAAACCCAUUAUCAACAUGAUUUCUGUUCUAGGCCAAUCAAUAAGGCUGAAAGUGCUACCAUCACUGUUAUUUAUCAGGAAAGACUUGGUUGUGCUAUACCUACCUCAUUAGCUGUCUGAGUGCCCUCAAUGACAGAAAGAGGUUAUAUACCAAGGAAUAAAUGAGAUGUUCAAAACCCUUCCUGCUUAUGCAAGAUGUUUUCUCACAGAAUCUCCUUAAAGACAGUCCUCUAACAUUUUAUUUGGGAUCCAGGUUUAAAUCACACUUUGUUAGUUCUUUCAGGUGAAUAUCACAGCCUUUAGGUGUCUUUAAUUACCAGGUUUGUCUAGCUAAAUUGUGGGGUUUAUCUUUAUAGAGCCUGAUUUUCAAAGGUGCCAUGAAUGCUAGAUUGCAUUAAAUGUAGAUCUAGGUGCCCAGCACUUCUGCAGCAUUAGAUUCUUAACCUUGUUUUUUUCCUUUGUUACCCUUAUUGCAAACUACCAAAAAUUCAACACUGCUCUUGGCACAUAGUGUUACGUAGUUUGGAGACUGGUUUUGAAAAGGUAUAAAUUUUCUUCCUCUGAUGUUCAUUCUGAUUGAUUAUUCAGUGUUGCUGUUAAUAUAUUUUGCAGCAUUUCAUACAAGGCCAAGAUUCUUAAGAUUUUGCUCACCUUCAUUCUCACCACUGUGGCUCUUGGUGAUUACUGUGGUGUUAUCUGCAAUUUCCCAAGCCAUACUAUUGCAUUUGACCCACAAUCAUGCUCCACUUGAUCUCAUUGUUACCAUCAUUUUUCUCCCCAGCACCAAGACUGCAACCUUCUUCUGUUCUACUACUAUUCUAGGUUUUUGUUCAGCAGCCUCAAAGUGCUGUGGUUAGAUCAUUGAGAAUUAAUAUUCCCCAUUAUAAAUACAAACAGACAUGGAGAAGUCUUAUCUGAAACACAUUUUCAGUAAUGCUGCAGUGAUUGUUUUUCUGGUUUGCUAUUUCAAACUGAAUUCUCUUGUGUUUUCCUAUUGUUCCCUUUUUCUCAACCACUUCUUUACCAGUAUAGAUUCAUUCCUGUCUUGCAAAUGCCUCCACAACCCACUUUUCUGCUGUGUCAUUGAACUUUAUAAACCUUUGCAUGUUGGCAGGUGCAAUGUCAUGACUGCUUCAUGCUCAGGAUCGUUAUUCCUGGUGUGGCACCUCCCGUACUGCACUUCCACUACACACUUCUGUUUUAUUUUCAGUGUUGUAAGAAUCCAGCACCCUAUUACGUGAAUCUCACCUAAGUUCCUGCAAAGACCAUUGCAAUACAAAUGGAACACAGUUUGCCAAAGCGUCACAUAGUCCUUCAGCUCAGAGUACAUACGCUUCCCUAGCCUCCUUUUCUGCUGCUCAACCAGGAAAGUUUUGUGAUGAUUUCUCCUUUUUGAUUGUCCUAUUGAUUCACCCUGUCCCAAUAAUUUUUUUGGCAUACCAAUGUAUACUUUUUCUGUCUCUACCAUGCACUUUGGAGGACAGGCACUUUUUUUUUCUUUUUUUUUUUUUUUUUUUUUCAUUGAAAAACACAGGUGUAGGGUGAGCUUUCAAAACUUUGAUGGCCAAAAAUAACUGGAGUAUUUAAGUGCUUCAUCUCAGGUCAGCCCCUGUAUUCUAAGUUCUAUUGUAAAUUAAAAUGAGCAAUCUUAAUGACGCCUCACCACAUUCUUGUUUUGAUUGCAAAACCAAGCUAGUUGUGCACUUUAUACAGUAUUAUUAAUAAAUACCUGAAAUAAUGUGUUAUCAAUUACACUUUAUUUUUCCUCUUUCUUUAAAGAUGUUUGUUAUUUUAUCUGUUUUUGGACUGGAAAUACUGUCCAUUAGCACAAAUUUCUCUGAGGACUGAAAUGUAUUUUGGUUCCUCUACUAAAGUGUAUUUAAGAUGCUCUCAAUUCUCAACUGUAUUUUCUGGUAAAUUUUUUUAUCACUUUUGCUUUACUUCCAGGCAGUUUUCCUACUUGUAGUUUUUGGUCCAUUUGAAAUGUUGCAGGAAUGUGUAAGAUGCACAAAGCAAUAAUUCUCUUGAUGGAAUCUGUAUCUUUCUUUCACUUCAGUAAUCUGAGGAGAGCACGUGCACCUGGCGGUUAAUCUUUACCAGGCCCAGCAAACUUGUGGAAUACUGUUCUGCAACAAAUGAGAUGCUUCCUUUACAAGACUUCCAUCUGUGAUCAGUGGAAGUGUUCGGGAAGUUUUGCUGUUGCUUGUAGACAGUUUCCAGUUUAUUUCUUGCAAAAUGUGAUACUCCCUUGUGAUACGACACUGCAGACAGUGGGAUCAGUGUUACCCGGCUCAUUCAGUUCUCUGGCUGAUGGGUCCUGGACAGUGUGAUGCCUUACAAGGCAGGGGGUGCUGGAGCCCCUGUGCUUCUGAACAGACAGCAUCUUCAAAGAAGGUAGUGGCAUGUUUGAAGGGAAGCAUGGGUGCCUGCCCUUGUGUUUGUUCCUAACGAGGUGACUUCAGGAGUUUCACCAUUGCUCUAGUCAUCUUCCACUGAGUUUCAAAAAUGCAGUUAAACCCAGUAAUUCCUUGUGCAAUGGCUCAUCCUAAACAGCUGCUUCUUCAGAACAAGAUCGAACUUCAUGUUACGUUAAAAUAGUUAGCAUGCGAAAAGCAUGAUGAUGUUGAAAUGUAACUGAUUAAUAGGAAUAGCAAAGUAAAUCUUUUGCCUCUAUAGGUACUGAGCUUAAGGGUCAUCUCAUUUCAUUUGGCAGGUGGGCUCACGCACUUGAUGCAAGUUUUUACUAUUUUAGUCCCUACAGGUAUCAGUCUUUUUUUACUGAGUGACAGGGCUGUCUUACAUCUUCAUAUGGGUCUGUGUUUAAGUGAGCUUUUGAUUAGUACUGUUUGCUUUCACCUGAGGAGGUACAAUUAGUGGGAAUUUGCCUCUGGUUCUUAUUUGGUAGCUCUGCUUGUCCAGGUUUUUGUUGAAGCCACUUGCGUUUCAGGAGUCCUGCCACUCCUGAGGAGCUCCCUCUUUAUCUGAGUGAUGCUGUCAUGUACUUGUCUCGUGCUGCCAAGCCUCUGGCUUCCUGGCAAUCUCAGCUUCAGCUAGAGCCUUUUGGCCCUUGUCUGAGCUCAAGGGCUUUGUGAAUUCCUACAACUUUGAAUCCUACAACUUUGAAUCUAUUGAGUGUCAUGACUCAAGUGCCAGAGCUGGUGAAGUACUUAGCAGCUGUAACCUCAGCUGCCAUACAGAAUGAGAAUAUUUUAUUCAUCAUCCAUACCAGCCUGCCUAUGUCUUCAAAGCCAUCUUCUGGCAUAGUUACUCAAUAGAGAGUCCUUGUUAGAUGUCUUUCUCUAAGGUAUUCUUUCAGCUUAUUUCCUAAUAGAACUCAUCCUGGAUCCAGUGAUAUCCUAACAGCAGUGAAAGUCAUAUGGAAAUCCCUGUUAUGUUUCUAGAAUACUUUUUCCCCCUCUGCAGCCCUGCCUGAACUUCUGUGGUGUGUUGCACAGUUACAGCAAAUGCUGAAAUUGUUCUUCCUUUUGUGCAUAACAGGCAGCGUGCAAACUUGUGCUCUGGUUCUCUUUACCCUUUAUGCCUCUGUGCAGUGUCAUGUUGCAGAAUUACUUGCUUUUUGUUUAACUGCCAGCUCCAUCCUGUAAUAUCAGUGCGUGUAGCUGUCUUGUAACAGUGAACUGUGCUCAGAUCAUCUCUUCUUUGUUUGGUAGGGGCUUUUUUUCCUAACAGAAAAUUUCUGUAAAGCAUUCAUAGAUGGCUUUUACAUGUUCAGUAGCAGUCAUAAUUUCUCAGACCUUCUCAGAACAUCUUUAAAUUUGUCCCUGUUUUUAAUGUCAUUAUUUUAAAAAUUGCUGUAAGAUAGACUCUAUAUAGAAAUGAGCAUUCUUCUUUUCACCUGCUCUUUGGAAGUGCUCGGCACUCAGAGAUUUCUUGGAACACAACAGGAAGCUUGUAGGUGUUAAGAGACUUUGAAAAUCAGGCUAACAAAUAGAAAUGCAUAAGACUCUUUUUUCCUUAGUUGUUGAGUACAUGCAUAAGGUAAACAUUAAGAAAUGAGAACCUCAAAUAUUUAAUGUAUAAGACUUAGCUGCUAUAUGUGCAGUUCCAAGCAGAUCCAUGAGUGACCCUUUGUCAGGCUGUGAUAGGAGUGCAGAUUUAGAGCAUGGGCCUGCAGCUUACCUUUUGAUGCAGCUGUAAAAACCCAUAUCCAAAAUGAAGUGAAAAAGUAGCUCUACCCAUCUAUUUCUUCAGUCACACACAGGGAAAAAAAGAGCACUGCUUACCCAGGUGGGUCCUUCACUAUCAAGCACCUUAAGAAAUCCAGACCAGCACCUUGAAGGUCCCCCUGGAAUGAGUUAGAUGUGACUUCUUGGUGUGAUCAAUUGAUUGUUUUCUUCUGAAUUGAAAACAUAUUUGCUAUUUUAUAGUAGCUAGUGUGCUUUUGUUGCACUAGCGCAGCCUGCCAGAUCUGUUCCCAGAGAUGGCAGUCCUGGUCUCCCUUACACUUCUGCUUUGCAAGAACUAGGUCUUCAAAAGACAAUGUCAAAAAGGCAGUUUUCAAAACAAUGAACUUUAAUGAUCACAGUCCUUUCUGGAAAUUCUGUAGGCUUUUUGCUACCUAACGUGUUGAAAUAGGAGAAUGAGGUCCUGGAGGUUGCUGAAGCAUUGCUAUAAAUGGCUCUUGCUGUGUGGGCAUUCCUCCCAUAUAGUGUAGGGAGUGGUACACAGGUCCUUUUUUGCACAACAUAGGUAUCUGACACUGACAUUUUACCAGAGGAGCCUGCUGGUCACAUUUAAAUUAACCACGUGGUUAAUAGUCACGGACAAACUCAGAUUAAAAAGAGACACAUAGGGCAGGAAAAUAUUUAGCUGCCCCAGUGGUAUUUGAGCUUCUCGACAUGAGGCACUCACCUCCCUCAGACCCUGACAGGUCCAGUAACAGGCUCAUCAGUCUCUGAAUUCUGCCUAGCAUCUGGAAAUCAGUGAUUAAAUGUUCCCUUGUCGCUAUUGCUUGAUAACAGGUCUCUGCAACUAGCACCUGAUUGUGCCAGUAGGAGUCCAGUAUGUGGCAAUGCCACACUGAUGACUGCAGAAUGUUUUUUGGCAUUUGGCAGCACUGUGAUGUCCUGAGCCCUUGCACUGAACUGACAGUAAGUCAGGUGGAAAUGUACUCCAGGAUCUUGGAGCACACAGUCUUUCUGUUGCAUAAUGGUGAUGAAGUCUUUCCUGUCAGCAAAUCCUUGUCUUUUCCUGAGAAGCACUAUUGUUUAAAUAAUAUUCAUUACUUUGUCUUAUAGUAGAUCUUAUUCAUAUAAAUGUGCAUCUUUCAGUUCUUAUUUUUUCCUCUUCAUUGUUACUGUCGCCAACCCUCCAUCAUUGAGAUACAUCAGUUUUCAGGAUCUUUUCUUUAUUUUUAAAUUUUCAUAGAACAUCUCUGUUGCUUUAACGUGCUGACCAAACUUCAUGCUUUUGGAUAUUUUCUGAGAGUGGUAAGUGCAUACUUUUUGGAGGGGUUAUUUGGGGUUUUGUUUUGGAUUUUUCUUAUUAGCCACCAGGUUUGGAAGUGCAAUGACUCCUUUUUGUGCUAGUCACAGUUUCUUUUUUCUUCCUGGAUGUUUUUGCUGAAGGGACCAACACAUAGCACAAUUUGACAUAAAUUUCUAAUCCCAUGUGUUCCUCAAGGCAGAAACCUUUUGUGCCUAAUGAUGCAUCUGAUUCUAAAUACAUGAAUAAAAACUUUCAUAGACCAAUAAAAAAUAAGUCUUAGGUUAACUGCAUAAUAAUUACAAAAAAAUAUUUAAAUUUGAAAUGUUCUUAUUUAAUUCCCUCAACUUACAUUACAUUGAACUGUUUUAGGUGCAUCAUAAGAGACAAACUCAGUGGAUAUUCAGAACAAAAGCUUUUCAGCUGCUGUAUUCAGGUUCAAUGAGUGAACAAGACUAUAAUUUUGAAUAUAUGCAGUCUUUCAGGGCUACUGAUUUAACAAGUAAUGGCUUAUAUCACAACCCUACUAAAAUUCUGCUAGUAGUUUCCCUUGAAGUGCCUUUUAAAUUGUACCUGCUACAAGCAUGUAAAAUAUACAGAUUUACCCUGCAAAUUUGCAAAACUCGGGAGCAGUCCGUAUGCACAGAUCUGUGCAGGAUUCUCAACCUUUCUUCCUUGCUCUCUACUGUGCACUCUUUUAGGACAUGCACGUAUCCAGUAGACCUGCCUUUGUCUCACUGAUCAUUUACUGUCCAGCACAGUCAUCCUAAAUUCUCAAUGCUGAAAAUGGAGCACAAAAUGUUAGACUUGAAAGCAACUGCAUUGAAGGAGCGUUGCUAACCUAAUUUUCUGGCACAUCCUUCAGUAUAGGGGUCUCAGUUGAAUAAGCAAGGAAUUCUGCAUAAGAAUUGCUGAAAAGAAGUUUUCUGGUACUGGAAGUCUAAAGCUGAAUAGUGAUUUUGAGGAUCUUGCAUCUGCAUGACAUGACAAUCUUAAUCAUUUGAAUUUGGGAACUCUUGACCUAAAGGCCCUUGAUCCUUAGUAGUUUUUUUGAUGUGAUGGCUGAGAUUUUCAGAAUAGCCUAAGGAAUUUGGAUGUCCUUAUACCACUCUUAUUCCAGCAGAUCAAAAACACUCUUUAGGGACAGUAACCUCUAUCCAUUAUGAAAAAAACAGGUACUAGCAUUGGACAAAUAUUUUCUUCUCCUUAGAUAGUUUCCUUUCUUUCAGUAGCCAAAGACAGUGUGAAAAAAACACAGAACAGUAUUGCAGGCAUUCUAGCAGCAGGGAUUAAAAGGCAGGCUGGAUCACCAGUCAUACACUAAACCAGAGUUUUCUACUAAAAUAAAGUUGCUUAUUUGGUGCUUUUUGUGUAACUUCUGCUAAAUAUUUCUAAAUUUCUAGGAAAGUUGUCCUAUGCCAUUACUAAUGAUUUAUUUUUAAAGAUGUUUAACCAAAAUUUUAUAGCUUCCCAUAAAUUUUGGCUGAAUAGACCCCUUAAAUAAUGUAUCAUGCAGCCUCUGUCUGGGUAACUAGUAAAUCUUGGAUCAUUGUGCAAAUUAUAGGAUGGCUUUUGUUCCAUAACGAUACAUGAAGGAAUCACUUACUGUACUUAAGAAGUUGAAUGUAGAAAUGAUUUAAGGGGCAGAUCUUCAGCUCAGGUAAACUGGCAGAGUUUGGUGGAAGCUACUUUACGUCAGCUGUGGAUCUUGUCCUUCAGUGUUGAAGGCUUUUCCUAUACAUAAUUUUUUUGUCUUACUGUAAAACAAUUUCAUAUGGUUAAACUGUAUUUUCCUAUAUUGUUCUGCAAGUUUAUAUGAACCACAGUGCUCAUCUCAUCUCUUGUAAAAUAAACUGUACAGAGACACAUUGAGCAUGGAAA